AUGCACGCCCCCUUUUCCCUUUGUUGCCCCUCCAUCGAAUUCCUGCCGCGCCCCCGACCCGAAUCCCCCUGUCGCACUCCCUUUGCUGCCUUCCUUGUACCCGACAUCAUUCGACAGCGACAAACCCUCUUGGCCGAAGCGCUUGCUUGA
This is a messenger RNA of Colletotrichum costaricense, 150 nucleotides long. RefSeq lists its product as uncharacterized. Lineage: Eukaryota; Fungi; Ascomycota; Sordariomycetes; Glomerellales; Glomerellaceae. The transcript has a single exon. The record is from RefSeq and is a predicted model, not a curated record. The coding region runs from base 1 to 150 and encodes 49 amino acids.